Messenger RNA from Pseudogymnoascus destructans, 2946 nucleotides. RefSeq names its product Glycerol kinase (gene GUT1). Bases 455 to 2386 code for a protein of 643 amino acids. Lineage: Eukaryota; Fungi; Ascomycota; Leotiomycetes; Thelebolales; Thelebolaceae. The transcript has 2 exons. Gene Ontology annotation, biological process: glycerol metabolic process; glycerol-3-phosphate biosynthetic process; triglyceride metabolic process. Gene Ontology annotation, cellular component: mitochondrion. Gene Ontology annotation, molecular function: glycerol kinase activity. The record is from RefSeq and is a predicted model, not a curated record.
UACUACUACUACUCCUACUCCUCCCACUCCUCCCACUCCUCCCACUCCUCCCACUCCUCCCACUCCUCCCACUCCAUCUCGCACUAAGUGCACUACUCACACUACUCCUGCCCUGACUCGGACAAUAUCAUCCGCCGCCCUUCUACUCCCCAGAUCCCCUCGUCAUCAUCAUCCUCCUCCUCCUCCUCCUCCUCCUCCUCCUCCUCCUCCUCCUCCUCCUCCUCCUCCUCCUCCUCCUCCUCUCAAACAACUCCUCCCUCACCAACUUCUCCACCAUCUUCACUCUCUCUCCCCAUCAGCAAUCCUCAAUCCGACCACGAGACUCUCACCUUCAGCUCUCCGAAAUACCAGGAACUCAGCGCCCAACUGGCACGUCGUUGCCACCCGCUCCAAUCCCUCUCCACGUCGACAACCCCGAUUCUCAACCACCCCCCUCCGCCAACGCCGCAACGCCAUGACCACAACCGUGACGAGGUCUAACUCCUCCACCAUGACGGUGCAGUUGCCGACCGCGUCACAAUCGCUCCUCCAACCUCUCAUGCACUCCCUCAAGCUCUCCGACCCCCCCAAAGUUGCCACCGAACAUGUUGAGAAUAUCGAGGAGAGCAGCAAUGUCUCCGGCUCCAAUGACCCGCCGAAAGACACCGACACCGACGAGGAGUGGUUCGUCGGCAGCAUAGACCAGGGCACCACAUCUUCUCGUUUCCUCAUUUUCAACAGCCACGGAGAGCCAGUGGCGAGUCACCAGAUCGAGUUUGAGAACAAGUAUCCGCGUUCAGGAUGGCAAGAGCAUGAUCCCCUCGAGCUGGUCUCCUCGGUGCAUGACUGCAUUGAGGAGGCGACGGAGGACUUCAAGGACCUGGGUUACAAGACCGAGCAGAUCCGGGCCAUCGGUAUCACGAACCAGCGCGAGACGACAGUAUGCUGGGACAAGGAGACGGGCGAGCCGUUGUACAACGCCAUUGUGUGGCCCGAUACCCGAACCAAGAGCUUGGUGCGUGAGCUGAAGGGGCGCAAGGGAGCCGACAAGCUCCGCGACCUGUGCGGGAUGCCGCUGUCGACCUACCCGUCGAGCGUCAAGCUGUUGUGGAUGUGCCGCAACAUACCCGACAUCCGCAAGGCCUACGACGAGUCGCGGCUCGCCUUUGGCACCGUUGACACCUGGCUCAUCUACCGCCUUAACGGCGCGACCCAGAACAACAUCCACGUCACCGACACUAGCAACGCAUCGCGCACCAUGUUCAUGAACAUCCACACCCUGCAGUACGACGACGAGCUGCUGGACUUCUUCCAGAUCGACCAGAAGAACGUUAUCCUCCCCAAAAUCGUUCCCUCCUCCGACCCUGAGGCCUUUGGCGCGCUCGUCGGCGGUGUGCUCAAGGGCACCCGCAUCACAGGCUGCGUAGGCGACCAGUCCGCCGCCCUAGUCGGCCAGUGCGCCUUCAACGAGGGCGAGGCCAAGAACACCUACGGCACCGGCUGCUUCCUCCUCUACAACGUAGGCUCCAAGCCCGUCAUCUCCCAACACGGCCUCGUCGCCACCAUCGGCUACCACAUCGGCGAAAAAGCCACCUACGCGCUUGAGGGCUCCGUAGCCGUCGGCGGCUCCGGCGUCAAGUUCCUCGAGAACAACAUGGGCUUCAUCAACAAGUCGUCCGAGGUCGAGAAGCUCGCCCUCUCCGUCCCCGACAACGGCGGCGUCGUCUUCGUCACCGCAUUCUCCGGCCUCUUCGCCCCGUACUGGAUUGACGACGCCAAGGGAACGCUCUUCGGAAUCACGGCGCACACGCAGCGAGGUCACAUCGCCCGCGCCACACUCGAGGCGACGUGCUACCAGACUGCUGCCAUCCUGGCGGCUAUGUACGCUGAUUCGGGUAAGGAGCUGAAGAACCUCGCGGUCGACGGCGGCAUGUCCGAGUCGGAUCUGUGCAUGCAGACGCAGGCGGACGUGAGCGGGAUCCCGGUCGAGCGGCCGGCGAUGCGCGAGACUACGGCGUUGGGGGCUGCUAUCGCGGCGGGGUUGGCGGUCGGUGCGUGGAAUUCGCUUGACGAGUUGAGGGGGUGGAGGGGACGUGGAAAGAGAACGUUCACGCCGAAGAUUGAGGCGGCGGCGAGGAAGAAGGGGGUGAAGAGGUGGGAGAAGGCGGUGCAGAUGUCCAAGGGGUGGGUGGAGGAGGAUGAGGCUGGGGAGAGUGGUGGUGAGGUGGAGGAGGAGGAGGCGGAGGAGGUGCAGGGCAAGAAGGAGCAAGAGGCUGCUGCGAGGGAGGCAGCGAAGGAGGCGGCUGAGGAGGCGGUUGCCGAGAGGGAAACGCAGAAGAGCAACAGCGAUGGCGCGGAAACGGCUGAGCGCGCGGAUGAGGGCGGUGGCGAGAAGGCCAGCGCUUAGACGGGGGGUCAUUGCCGACGACGACGACAUUUACAGCAUAUCAUCAUCACAUUAUACAACGCAUAUACAUCGCAUAUUAUAUAGAUGGCAUGGGAUAUAUAUCACCACACGCACCGAGGUGCGGGGUGGUUCAGGGGAUUGGGAAACGAAAGCGAGCGUUUUUGUUGAAAAAUCUUUUUUAGCGGGCGGUUGGGCGGUUGGGGGAUCCGGGAGCAGCGAGGGGGGGAUUAAGGGAUCUAAUGGUCGUUGGAUCUGCCCUGUCGCUUCGCUCCUCACAGUCGGGGUUUAGCGCGGGGUAAGCAAUUGAUGCCAUCCUCGUAAAGUCGACACUUGAUAUGAACCUCCUUUUCUUGGGUUCACCAUUGCUUAUGCUUCAACGUAAAAUAGUUAAUAUUCUUCGUAUUUUAUAAUACACUCCUAAUAUUCUCUCACCUUAUAGCCUGAUAACUACCUCCAAACAGUGGCCAGCUCGCACGAAAGAGAAACUAAGUGGCCCUCACAACACAUGCCCCUAAGAACAAGAGAUAAAAGACUAUUAUAUCAAGCUGUGUAUUAACCGC